Agrilus planipennis (emerald ash borer) is the source of this 3744-nucleotide messenger RNA. RefSeq lists its product as uncharacterized. Gene Ontology annotation, molecular function: growth factor activity; Toll binding. Bases 1306 to 1992 code for a protein of 228 amino acids. The record is from RefSeq and is a predicted model, not a curated record. The transcript has 7 exons. NCBI's taxonomy places the organism in Eukaryota, Metazoa, Arthropoda, Insecta, Coleoptera, Buprestidae. Gene Ontology annotation, biological process: innate immune response; central nervous system formation; regulation of Toll signaling pathway. Gene Ontology annotation, cellular component: extracellular region.
UUAGGCUCUGGUUCAUAGUUGCCUUAUAACGUGCGUCAGACCACUCUGGUGCAGGUAUUAAUACCAUCAUGUUCUUACUGCCAUCAGACGUUGUUUUCGUAGUCGUCGUUGGUUACGGAGAUCAAACGCCGGAUUUUCAUCUUCGCGUACUAGCAGCACAUCUUCCGAUCCGAAGGGAUGAUUUUCCAUCGUUACCCCGGAACCAUCUGCUGGUUUGUUAACGCACCUUUCAUCCACUACGUGAUCCGAACGAGGUGGUGAAGAUUACCGGACGGUAUCACGUCAACGUGCGGCUUGGGUUUUCCCCCUUCUUCGAGGGGUGGCCGAUAAUAUUGUAAAUUACCAGUAAACGUCCCCAAUCUGGGUAUUUACAUAUUACGGGGUGUUUGUGUGACAGUAUAUUUUAAUUUUUGUUAUGUUUGUUGUUAUAUGGCGGUUUAGUGACAAACGUGAUUUUUUUUUUCAUUUUGUGUUCCUAUUGGUACCUAUAACAGUGAGUGAUUUUGUAACGCGGGGAAAGAAUUAGGUAAAAAAGGGAAGAAAGAGAAUUAAAAACAGUAUUCUCUGUGAGACCUGUGAUUUGUCUUUUACUGCCUUACACCUGCACCCAGUUUCUGGAUACGGUUGCAGUCGACCUACCCUACAAAAUAGCAAAGGAUGGGAUAUUACCCUGGCGACCGAAAAAUCGGUCAACGGUUACAUGUUUUACAUGUGGGUCAAUCUCUUUGAUAACACUUUCUCUACCAGGAAGAGAGGCCCCGGCCAGAGGGAAUGUGUAACAUCUUUGAUAUCAGAACAAGAUAAUAAAUUCUGUUGUCUAAGAACUCUACCAGGAAGUGAUACUAGGCUAUUCAAUAUGAGACACCUAAGUUGCCAAUUCACGCACAGGACCGGCUUCGGAUUGUUAAUUAUUAUAAUUUUUUGCUUUUAACUACGCUGCGAUUGUUGUUGCAGCUAGUUGACACCUUCAAAGCUCUGAACUUAUUUCUGUAACACCCUGUAUUUGAUAUAGGGAGAAGAUCACCUAAAUGGUUAGGUAUUAUUACUUUGUCAGAUUGUUCGCCCGAGCGAAGCUGAUAUUAAAGAUUGUCAAAUACGAAAGACUUCUCCUAGACUUGGACUGAGCUUAAGACGAUCAAAAGAAAGAACGAAACAAAAAAAUAAUAAAAAACGGAAGAGAAAAAUCGAGACGAUGUGCUGGCCUACGUAACCGGAACAGCGAAAUUCCGUAAACGAGGGCCAUUGAAGGGGCAGCGUCAUUGGCCUGACCCCUCCAACCCAUUUCCUACGCCUGCACUGGCUACUAUGCGAAUAGCACAUCUUCUACGCAUACACGUCGCGGUACUCGUUUUGGCCGCUGUGUCGACUUUGGCGUACUCCUUUGAAUCUUUGAACCAAACCCUACUGGCACGCACGAAAAGAAGUUCUCAUCUCGCCCCCCAGUGGAUUGAAGAAUAUCUCUAUACCCACAACCAGUCCCUAAAGGAUCCCGGAAAAUAUUUAAGCCCCCGUGAUAACCAAGUGCUUCUAAGGCACGAAACAAAGAAUCGUUCUGGCGUGGAUUGUUGUCCUUCGGUCCAGGAAAUGGUGGAACCGGAGGGCGGUAUGAACCAGGACGACCAGUAUGUGGAGCUGUAUCGUGACGGUAACAAUCGUCAACGUUUCUACGAAUUGUCCUGUCACAAGGACAUCGAGGGGAAGCCCUGCCGUUUUAUGGACCGCAGACUUCACAACCAAUCGCGAUGCGUACAGAAGUACAGUUACACGUACGCUCUUGUCAAGGAUCCGGGAGGCGGAAACAGAGGCCAACAUUCCCAUCAACGCCCUAGUCCUUUUCCCUCGUUUCCUUCAGCGGAACCCGGCGGGCCCACGUGGACUCUCGAUUAUAUCCGCGUUCGUAGCGGUUGUAGUUGCAUAGUGACGCCGAAUUUGAAGAGGAAAAAGAAUCAAAAAUCGAGGAAAAGAAAUAAGCACGAACCCAGUGGUGACUAACGGGAUGGUGUAACGCUUAAUGUAAACGACGAUUUGGGAACCAUUUCGAUACAGCAAACUCAAAAGUAAAGUAGCACAAUUUUAUCUUUUUCAUUUAAUUACAAAUAUUCCUUUUUCUUCUUGACUCGAAUAUUUUAAUAAUGUUUUUAAAAUGGCGGUUUUUAAUCAUUUUUGUUUACCACCAAACUUUUUUUUGCAAAAUUCUAUUUCAUUUUUCCAUUUAAAUUCUAUUAAAUCUUCUUUUUGGUGCAAAAUGAAAAUAACUGGAAAAGAUACGGAAUUGAAGAAGUAGUACUGACUUCUAUUUUUCUACAUUCUCCUCCCUUCUAAGGGAGCCAUUUACAAUAAAUUACAUAUAUAUAUAUAAUAAUACAGAUUUGCAAGAUUAAUGAGCAUCUAGUAAGAAACGUGGUCAAUAAAUAUUCUUUUUAUACUCAAUUUUCAUUUUUUUCUUAGCUUCAAGUAUAUAAUACGAUGCAGGUGGAGCAAAUAUACGUAAGGAUGGCACAAAAAUACUAAAUAUCGAAACUCUAACAUGAAAAUCUAUACAUUUUUUUUUUUUAUUUAAGAACGCUGUCAGAAACUCGGUAAGAUUGAACAGUUGAUUGGUAAUGAAUUUUAAAAUCUGGAAAAACAGUUUAAAAUCGAUGUUUUUUUAAUUUUUUAUCGUUAAAAUAAUCAGCCCCGCAAAUGUUCAAUAUUAUAUGGAUUGGAAAUGAAAAAAACAAUAUGACGUAAUAUUAGUAUUUGAAGAUUGAUCCGAGACAUUAAAAAUUAAAAACUAAAAAUUUACAGGAAGUUUCAGGAAAAUUCAUGAUUUUAAAAGGCUAAUUAAUUUUUUAUGCGUAAAAAUGUUUUUAUGAAAUAAAAAUACCUGAUGUUUGUUUUUUCAAUUUUUAAAAUUCAUAAGCGACCUGUAAACAUUUAAACGUGCUGUUUUUUUUUUUAAUAAACUAAUACAUUUUCAUGUGAAAACAUUAAAUAAAUUGCCGAAUUCUUUGCGCCAUCCUGGUAUACAUACUUGAAGGAUCACAUUUAAAAAUUAGCAAAUAAAAAUGAAAAUUGUUAAGUAAAUACAGGUUUUUUUGAAAACAAAAAUGAUGAUUUUGAAAACGUAUUUUUUCGAUUCUAAAUGAUAAUAGAUCUGCAAAAGAAAGGAAAUACUUAGAUAAUCCCUUUUAUUUGUGAGAACCUUAUACAAAACGUUUUAAAUUAAUUUUAAUUUGGAUGACUAAAGUUAAAAGAAAAAAGGAAUAAAAGUUUGCCUGUUUUGUAAUGCGUAAACCCAUUUCGUCUUCCGCGGAAAAAAAUGUAUAUUGUGAUGAUACCAAAGGAGUUCGUUUUUUAAUGACUAUUUUGUUGCCAUAUUUUUUUAUUCAAAACUUUUAUUUAUUUAUUCCAAUGACUGUGCGCGAGUGGUGUGAAAUUCUACUAUUGUGACUACUUAGCGUAUUAAAAAGAAAACAAAUGUACUUAUUAUGUUGUAUGUCCCUCCAAAGUACACUCCGUAAAUAAACUCAAAAAAAUGAAUAGGGCAAAAAGAGGUGAUUGCAGGGUCAACAGGUUGCUCGUUAUAGGUAAUAGCCUCUACAUGCAUAUCAGCCUCCAGUGUCCGGUGGAGCUCCGCCCACCAUUACCCUCGUCCUCAGGGGGUAAACUAAAAAAAACUAACAACUCAACGUGAAAUUAUUUAAUGACUGUUUAUAAUGAAGAAAAUUUAAAAAAAAUGUAAUUGCAGUUUUCUUUAUUAUA